AUGGACACUUCCAACAAGUCUUCAGAAGAAGCCCCAUUCAUCCUAUUGGGAAUGACAACAUAUCCCAGCCAGCAGCGGUCCCUCUUUGCAUUGUUUUUGGUAUUGUAUGUGGCAGGCAUCCUGGGCAAUGGACUUAUUGUGGCCACCAUCCGGGCCAGUCCAGCCCUUCAUGCACCCAUGUACUUCCUGCUGGCCCAUCUGUCCUUUACUGACCUCUGCUUCACCUCUGUUACUGUGCCCAAGAUGUUGGCCAACUUGUUGGCCCAAGACCACUCCAUCUCUCUGACCGGCUGCCUGACCCAAAUGUACUUCUUCUUUGCCCUGGGUGUAACUGACAGCUGUCUCCUGGCUGCCAUGGCCUAUGACCGCUAUGUGACCACCCAGCACCCCCUCCACUAUACCACGAGGAUGUCCCGGACCAUGUGCACAGCCCUAGUGGGGACUGCAUGGCUGGUAUCCCAUGUCCACUCCCUCCUGCACAUCCUGCUCAUGGCCCGCUUGUCCUUCUGUGCCUCUCACCAGGUGCCCCACUUCUUCUGUGACCACCAGCCUCUCUUAAGGCUCUCGUGCUCUGACACCCACCACAUCCAGCUUCUCAUCUUUACUGAGGGUGCCGCAGUGGUGGUCACUCCCUUUCUGCUCAUUCUUGCCUCCUAUGGUGCCAUCGCAUCUGCCGUGAUCCAGCUGCCCUCAGCCUCUGGGAGGUUCCGGGCUGUGUCCACCUGUGGCUUCCACCUGGCCGUGGUAGGCCUCUUCUAUGGCACAAUCAUUGCAGUCUACUUCCAGCCCAUAUCUCAAUAUGAGGCAGAGCAGGGUCGUGUGGCCACCAUCAUGUACACCAUCAUCACUCCCAUGCUGAACCCUGUCAUCUACAGCCUCCGGAAUCGUGAUGUGCAGGCACUCCAAGCCCUUUUCACUUGGCAAAGGAUCUCAGCUAGUGACUCCUAA
Choloepus didactylus (southern two-toed sloth) is the source of this 948-nucleotide messenger RNA. RefSeq names its product olfactory receptor 1K1. Gene Ontology annotation, biological process: G protein-coupled receptor signaling pathway. Gene Ontology annotation, cellular component: membrane. Gene Ontology annotation, molecular function: olfactory receptor activity; G protein-coupled receptor activity. The record is from RefSeq and is a predicted model, not a curated record. NCBI's taxonomy places the organism in Eukaryota, Metazoa, Chordata, Mammalia, Pilosa, Megalonychidae.